AUGCAUGUCCUCAUCUGUGCCAGGACCAGGUAUGCCACCUGGCCUUACAGCACGUUUAAGGAGCUGUGCAUUCCUGGACCAUCACCAGUACUGUUCUUUGGAUCGAUUCCAUAUGUCUCCCGGAAGGACAUUCACGUCGUUGACCUGGAAUGCUACAACACGUUUGGAAAUAUCUGGGGGUUGUUCCUUGGACGGGAAGCGUUCCUCAUGAUCGCUGACACUGAAAUCAUCCACAAGGUGUUUAUUGAAGAUGAAUGCAAAAUUUUCACCAAUGACAGGGCGAGCCGAUCUCAGGAACCAUUUAGUGAGAGUUUCUUUCAGGCGGAUGAGAGCGACUGGCGGAGAGUGCACCAGGUCCUCUCCCCGGCCUUCGGAGCUGGGCAACUUCAGCAGGUGUUCCCUCUUGUGGUUCCAAGUGCUGACAACCUUGUUCGUCAUUUUGGAAAAUUUUACAGGGAGGGCAAGGCUGUUGUAGUGAGAGAGUUAUUUGCCCAGUACACUCGAAAUGCCCUUAUGAUGUCGGUGUUUGAACUGGACGCAACCAAGCAGGACACUAGGAGCAGCACCUUCACUUAUCACUGGGACCUCCUCCUUCAGGCCUACAGCAGAUACUCCAUCAUCUCCACGACAUUGAUAUUCCCUGUCCUGAAGCCUCUCCUUCGGAAGCUGAAAUUCUACUUUUAUUGGAAGGAAGCUGUCAAUUACUUCACCAGGUUGGUCCACCAGGUCCAAGAGAGACGGAAACAGAGCACAGAGACAAAGGAACGAGCCAGCAUCCUUCAUUUCCUGUUCGACCAUGCAGAGGCCAGGACAGACACGAGAAGGAAACGGUCACCAGGACGUACUGAGUUGAGCAAGAGUGAAACUGUUGCCCAGACCCUGAGGUUUCUCCUCUCAACCUACAAGGCAACAACUUUCAUGCUGGAAUUUGCAGCGUACCUAUUGGCCAGGCACCCCAGAGUGCAAUACCACCUUCAUCAGGAGAUCGUAGCCACUGGGAAACAAAAGGGUUUUACGUAUGAAAGUAUUGCAGGGAUGGAAUUCCUGGACAUGGUUGUCAGGGAAACACUGCGACUGUUUCCUCCUGUGGUCUGGGUCCAGGCAACCUGUACAAAAUCGACGGAGGUGUACCAGGUGAAAAUUCCCAGAGGGAUACAGGUCGUAGUGCCGGUCUGGGUGAUGCACCACAGUCAGGAGUUCUGGGAUCAUCCAUGCAAGUUUAACCCUCUGAGGUUCACCAGAGAAGAAGAAGAUGCUCGUGACCCUCACUGCUACCUGCCCUUUGGCCUUGGACCCCUAGGCUGUGUCGGGAGUGAAUUCAGCAUCAUGAUGAUGAAGGUUGCCAUGGCCACAGUCCUUGGGUCCUACAGAUUUGCCUGGUGCUCUCAGACUCCUAGUCUAAAGGCACAGAGGCAGCAGCUGGUAAAGCUGCUGUGA
Molecule: messenger RNA, 1437 nt
Organism: Pristis pectinata (smalltooth sawfish)
Lineage: Eukaryota; Metazoa; Chordata; Chondrichthyes; Rhinopristiformes; Pristidae
Product: cytochrome P450 3A24-like
Exons: 13
Coding region: 1-1437 (478 amino acids)
Molecular function (GO): heme binding; oxidoreductase activity, acting on paired donors, with incorporation or reduction of molecular oxygen; iron ion binding
Source: RefSeq, a predicted model, not a curated record